This is a messenger RNA of Penaeus vannamei (Pacific white shrimp), 1023 nucleotides long. The record is from RefSeq and is a predicted model, not a curated record. Lineage: Eukaryota; Metazoa; Arthropoda; Malacostraca; Decapoda; Penaeidae.
CACAGACGCGGAAAUUCGGACACUCUGCCCUGAUCAUGGCAGCCUUCCACGGCAACCUCGGCAUCGCCCAGGACCUGCUGGCGAAGGGCGCGAAGGUCGACCUCCCGAACAAGGCCGGAAAUACACCACUGAUUCAGGCAGCGAAGGAAAACCACUUAGAAGUUGUUAAGUUUCUGCUCGGCCAAGGCGCUGCCGUCGACCACAAGAAUAAUGAAGGAACGACUGCUCUCAUCUGGACCGCCAACCGGAACCACACGGAGGUCGUCAGGCAUCUCCUGGAGGUCGGCGCUGACCCCAACAUCCAGAAUUUGAGUGAAGGAGACACGGCUCUCGACUGGGCCGCCUUCUUGGGGAACGUCUUCAUGGUCCAAGAUUUACUGAAGGCAGGAACCACGCCCAACGUCACUGACCUGGCGGGCAACACGCCCCUCGUGCAGGCAGCCCAGGGAAGCCGCCCUCGAGUGGUGGAGGUCCUGCUCGCCCAGGGAGUCGACGUCGACCACCGGAAUAAGGACGGAAAUUCUGCUCUGGCCUGGGCUGCCUUCAACGGAAACCAUGUUAUUAUUGAGGACCUGUUGAACGCCGGUGCGACAAUCAGCAUCACAAAUAACCAUGGGAACACACCGCUGGUUCUUGCCUCGAAAAUGAAGCACCUUGACAUCGUGAAACUCCUGCUGGAGAGGGGGGCGACGGUGACCCAGCAGGAUAAUCUUGGUAAAAACUGCAACACUGUCGGAACACCUGUUGGCACGUGCGUCUCGUCAGCUGAUUGCACACGUCUGGACACGUUGCUGCCAGCUGAGAGUGUAAACAACAACACGACCAGAACAGCGAAUCUGCUUGUGAAUUUCGCUUGCGGCAGUGUUGACGGUGCGAUCUAGGUGUGCUGUCCACGUGAGUGAGGUCCUCCAUGGAAUCCUACUGAUAUUUAUCUUUGAUAAGAUAAGAUAACAGAUAUAUUUCAGUGGAUUUUGAGAUAUACAAGAAUCUGGUAUUGAUGAUGUUAUUGAUGUCUGUGCGAUU